CCUUUCGCACUCGCGUGUCUCGCAGUGCAGAUGUAGCGCACUUUGUGUCGGUGUUUACAUCCACACUCUGACGGUGAGAACCUGGUUUUACUGAACCGUACCCGCGUCGCAGGAUUAAAAAGAAGAAGCUGAAGCGAAGUGCCAUGGUGUUGCUCACAUAUGCUGCUGCUGCUGCUGCUGUUUACAGUGUGGGAAACACUAAGUAAAGUGAACCCUGGACUUCUCUGCUGGUCAUCAUGGGAUGUGGCACCUCCAUCGCCACGGAAACACAAGGGAAGAAAGUGGAGACAGAUGAAGCAGUGGUAAAGACUACUCCGGCUCUGACUAUGAAGGCAGCGGUGUUGAUCCAGCGAUGGUACCGGCGCUACAUGGCCCGUCUGGAGAUGAGACGCAGAUACACCUGGAACAUCUUUCAGUCCAUUGAAUACGCCGGUGAACAGGACCAGCUACAGCUCUCCAGUUUUUUCAGUUUCAUGCUGGACAACUUUACUCAGCUGAGUGGAAACGGUCCAGACUUGAUUUCCCAGCUGCUGGACCCAGUGGUGGACCCCUGGUUAGAGAGAGAGACCUGCUACAGCCUGAUUUCUGUCCCAGACUCGUACGCCGGGCCCAGGUUAUCGUUUCCUCUCUCUGUCUCGGACAUGACCGUUCUGCUCAGCGCGUUUAAAGAGCAGCAGGUACCGAAUACGUCAAAGUCCGCUCCUUCUCACACCUGUGCUUGUCUGAGGUUGGUUUUAUUUUCCUCCACACAGACUCUGCACGCCAGAUAUGUCCUGCAGCUGCUAUACGAGACCAAAAAACUGCUAAAACAGAUGCCCAACAUCAUCCACCUGUCGACGUCCUACAUCCACGAGAUCACCAUAUGCGGUGAUUUGCACGGGCGGCUGGAUGACUUACUUCUAAUAUUUUAUAAGAAUGGCCUUCCCUCCGCGGACACGCCGUAUGUUUUCAACGGGGACUUUGUGGACCGCGGGAAAAAGUCGAUCGAAGUGGUCAUCGUCCUGUUCGCCUAUCUUUUGCUGUACCCCGACUACGUGCACUUGAACCGCGGAAACCACGAAGACCACAUCAUGAACCUCAGAUACGGCUUCACCAAAGAAGUCAUGCAGAAGUACAAGGCUCAUGGACACGAGAUCCUCCGGCUGAUCCAGGACAUUUUCAGCCUCCUGCCACUCGCGACAGUUAUUGAUGGGAAGAUCCUAAUCGUGCACGGAGGGAUAUCAGACCAGACCGACUUGGACUUCCUCGGCUCCAUAGAGAGGCACAAGGUGAAAUCUGCCUUGAGGUUUCCCAGACGCAGUUUGGAGGAGCUAGACCUGGGUCAGUCCUAUAGAAAAGCAAAGAGAAUGAGACCGUCGGGCGGUUCUCGUCCCAGCAGCAGUCGUAACCAGAGCAAGAACCAAAAAACGCCCACUCUGAGGAAGAGACGACAUGAUGUCAGACGUCAAGACAGCAACGGCUCCUGUUCUUCCUCAUCGUCCUCGUCCUCAUCCACGUCUUCAAUCUGCUCUCCACGAACUCCGUCCAGCCUCUCACCUCACCCGUGCCUAUCUCCUCCCAGCACUCCUUACACUGUCAAUGUCCUCCAAGUGCCUUUUCUGGACUCUCUGUCCUCUGUCCCCCACCCAGAGCCUCCACAACAUGAACAGGAAUGGAAACAGAUUGUGGAUAUAUUAUGGAGUGACCCUAAAACCCAAGAAGGAUGCAGCCCCAACACGUUCAGAGGUGGAGGCUGCUACUUUGGCCCCGACACCACCCAGAGACUGCUGCUGCAGCACGGACUCCAGCUGCUCAUCAGGUCCCACGAGUGCAAACAGGAGGGAUAUGAGCUGUGUCACGGGGGACAGGUGAUCACUAUUUUCUCAGCGUCUAACUACUACGAGGAGGGAAGCAACCGUGGUGCCUACAUCAAACUGGGCAGAGAACUGGUUCCCCGCUUCUACCAGUACCAAGUCAGCCGCACGACACGCAAGCUCACCCUGAACCAGAGAGUACGAGCGGCUGAAGGUUCUGCUUUCAGGGCUUUGAAGGAGAAGCUGUUCUCUCACCGCUCUGAGCUGAUGGCAGGCUUCCAGCAGCACGACCAGAACAACACAGGCUGCGUGUCGCUCAGCGAGUGGGCUCAGGUGCUGGAGUCAGUGCUGAGACUGGACCUGCCCUGGAGGACACUCCGUCCACAAUUAACUCGCCUGACACCAGAUGGCAGUGUGGAGUAUCAGUCGUGCUUUGAAGACAUGGGACCAGGGAUUUCUCUGCCUCAGGUCACUCCAAACUUGGCUGAAACUCUGUUCAGAUACAGAACAGACAUCGAGAUCAUAUUCAACAUCAUAGACAAAGACCACUCAGGUCUGAUCUCCACCGAGGAGUUCCGUCAAACCUGGCGUCUGUUCAGUGCCCACCUGGGCGUCGACAUUGACGACAGAGCCAUCGACGACCUGGCGCGCAGCAUCGACUUCAACAAGGACGGCAGCAUAGACUUCACGGAGUUCCUGGAAGCCUUCAGAGUGGUGCACAAGCUGGACAGCAAGGAUACACACCUCAGUGGAAAGAUAGACAAAGAGAAGUGUUAAACAGUGACCUAUGAUCCUUGUGAUGCUGCUGUGUUGGUUUAGUUCACAUUAUUUCUUUUCUUAUUGUAGGUAUUUUACUUUACUUAUAACAGUUUAUGUUAUAAUUUACACAAACUCAGUGAAGAACAGCGUAGGGCUUUUAUUUUGACAUUUUAUUUUUUCUAUCC
Solea solea (common sole) is the source of this 2737-nucleotide messenger RNA. It is a transcript of the gene ppef1, whose product is annotated as protein phosphatase, EF-hand calcium binding domain 1. The transcript has 18 exons. Gene Ontology annotation, molecular function: iron ion binding; protein binding; calcium ion binding. Lineage: Eukaryota; Metazoa; Chordata; Actinopteri; Pleuronectiformes; Soleidae. Bases 237 to 2570 code for a protein of 777 amino acids. Gene Ontology annotation, cellular component: cytosol; nucleus. Gene Ontology annotation, biological process: detection of stimulus involved in sensory perception. The record is from RefSeq and is a predicted model, not a curated record.